Messenger RNA from Trichobilharzia szidati, 1720 nucleotides. Lineage: Eukaryota; Metazoa; Platyhelminthes; Trematoda; Strigeidida; Schistosomatidae. The record is from the annotation of a GenBank genome assembly.
GUAGCUAUCGCGCACAACAAUAAUUCAAAUUAUUUUCGAUAAAGCUGUGCUGGGCGCUCCGUGUAGGCCCUUUUUUCUAGGAGCUGUUCAUAUAAAAAGCUAUUUAUUGACAAAAUGAGAGAGUGUAUCAGUCUUCACAUUGGUCAAUCUGGUGUUCAAGUUGGUAAUGCAUGCUGGGAACUUUAUUGUUUGGAACAUGGUAUUCAACCGGAUGGACAUAUGCCAAGUGAUAAAACAAUUGGUGGAGGGGAUGAUUCAUUUGAAACUUUUUUCAGUGAAACAGGAGCUGGAAAACAUGUUCCACGAGCAGUUAUGGUAGAUUUGGAACCUACUGUUAUUGAUGAAGUCCGAACGGGAACAUAUCGUCAACUUUUCCAUCCAGAACAGCUCAUAACCGGCAAAGAAGAUGCAGCUAAUAAUUAUGCUCGUGGUCAUUAUACUAUUGGGAAAGAAAUAGUAGACUUAGUAUUAGAUCGUGUCCGAAAAGUAGCUGAUCAAUGUGGAGGUCUACAAGGUUUCCUUAUUUUUCAUUCAUUCGGAGGGGGGACUGGAUCUGGAUUUACAUCUUUAUUAUUAGAACGUAUCAGCGUGGAUUAUGGUAAAAAAUCAAAACUUGAAUUUGCCAUCUACCCAGCACCACAAAUAUCUACAUGUGUAGUUGAACCAUAUAAUUCUAUUCUAAAUACACAUACUACUUUAGAACUAAGUGAUUGUUCAUUUAUGACUGAUAAUGAAGCUAUUUAUGAUAUUUGUCGACGCAAUUUGGAUAUUGAACGUCCUACCUAUACAAAUCUUAAUCGAUUAAUAGCUCAAUGUGUUAGUGCAAUCACUUGUUCUCUUCGAUUUGAUGGAUCAUUGAAUGUUGAUUUAGCAGAAUUUCAAACUAAUUUAGUCCCAUAUCCUCGUAUUCACUUCCCAUUAGCAACACUUGCUCCUGUUAUUAAUGCUGAAAAAGCUUAUCAUGAAAGAUUAACAGUUACUGAAAUAACAAACAGUUGCUUUGAACCAGCGAAUCAAUUAGUUAAAUGUGAUCCACGUCAUGGUAAAUAUAUGGCUUGUUGUUUAUUAUAUCGUGGUGAUGUUGUACCAAAAGAAGUAAAUACAUCAAUAGCAACUAUUAAAUCAAAGCGUACAAUACAAUUUGUUGAUUGGUGUCCAACUGGUUUUAAAGUUGGUAUAAAUUAUCAACCCCCAACAGUAGUACCUGGUGGUGAUUUAGCCAAAGUACAACGUUCUGUUUGUAUGUUAUCUAAUACAACAGCUGUCAUUGAAGCAUGGGCUAGAUUAAAUCAUAAAUUUGAUUUAAUGUAUGCAAAACGUGCAUUUAUUCAUUGGUUCGUAGGUGAAGGUAUGGAAGAAGGUGAAUUUUCAGAAGCAAGAGAAGAUUUAGCAGCUUUAGAAAAAGAUUAUGAAGAAGUUGGUGCAGAUACUGUUGAAGGAGGUGAAGAAGGCGAAGCUGAAGAAUAUUAAUUCAAUUUAUGGAACAAAAAAAACAACAAAAUAUGAUUACUAGAAAUAUAAAGAAUAAAGCAGAAAAGGCAAAAAUUAAUUUUGAACAAAAAUAUCACGAAUAUUAAGUGAUUAUUUACUGCAAACAAAUUUAGUAAAACUACCAAUCAAUAAAUGAAACUAUACAACAUUUACAUGAACAAAAUAUUUACUAAAUGGAAAAUUUAUAUUCCAGACACUUGUAACUACAUAAAAGAAAUAUGCAAAAUUU